GAGGCUCCCUCCACACCGUCCCAUCACACACUCCCAGGGUCAGACACAGAGUGAAGCUCCCUCCACACCGUCCCAUCAUACAUACCCAGGGUCAGACACAGAGUGAAUCUCCCUCCACACCGUCCCAUCACACAUACCCAGAGUCAGACACAGAGUGAAGCUCCCUCCACACAGUCCCAUCACACAUACCCAGGGUCAGAGACAGAGUGAAGCUCCCUCCACACCGUCCCAUCACACACACCCAGGGUCAGACACAGAGUGAAGCUCCCUCCACACCGUCCCAUCACACACACCCAGAGUCAGACACAGAGUGAAACUCACUCCACACCGUCCCAUCACACAUACCCAGGUUCAGACACAGGGUGAAUCUCUAGCGAUGCGGUCCCAUCACACACUUCCUGACUUUGGACACAUGGAGAAGCUCUCCCCCACACCCUCCCAUCAGCGAGUGUGUCCUCACACCAGUGGGGAAGUUUACUGUUGGGCACUAUGUUGCUGCUGUGUUCCGCUUCAGCAGACCAGAGCUACUGAGGCGCAGAGAGACAUCUGCUCCCAUCUCCACCCUCUUCACCAGCCCCCAACUCCCCAGGCGCGGAGAGCGAGUAAACAUCCUGUCGGCCCAGGUGCCGAGGGUUUUCAGCUCUCUCUGCGAGACCGUGCUGGUUCAGUUUGUCCGCGUGCCCCUCUCCGCCAUGGUCGGCCUCUCCAUACCGGGGCUCCUCUUAACAAUGGCCUUCAUUUCUGGGGCUGAGGUGAAAAUUCCACCACCCACUAUCCGAGCUGAGUUUGGGAAAACAGCCAGCCUGCCUUGUCAUCUUGAGUCUGAGGAUAACAUCUUCUGGGAAAAGAGGGCCUACAACAGUUCCAAAUGGGACACUGUCUCAGAAGGCAAGCAGCUCAUCUUGGAGAACGUGGGUUUGAGAGACCUUGGCAUUUACCGCUGUCGCAAUUCAAGCAAUGACACCUCUUGUGAGAUCGGGCUGCGAGUCUAUAGGAUGCCUUACUCAAGACUCAUCAACCUCAAGGAUUCAGAGAAGAAUAUCAUCCUGAUGGUGGAGGGGAUUCUUCUGCUGAGUUUUGUUAUCAUCCCUGGGACAAUCCUUCUACGAAAGAAGUCUCAGAGGAGUCUACAGGAGAGAAUUCAGCGCUAUAAGGAGGAAAAUGAGAACUUGUAUCAGGGCCUGAAUCAGGAAGACCAGGCAACGUACGAGGACAUCACCCGAGGGCAGCAGAGCAUGUACCAGGAUGUGGCCAACUGCCGCCGCAGUGCUGUCGAUCUGGAGAAGCCCUGAGGCUCGACGAGGAGAGGCGCUCGCUUGCAGUAGGCAACCCUCCCCCCCCAACACCACUUGCUAACUGCCCAUCAUUAUUGGGAAGUGGGCAGGGGCACUGGGCCCAUUCACUCCCUACUGACCCCCAUUCACCCACGGGGAGGGGGGGGGGGUCAUAUAGUCUGUCUGAUCUCAGCAGUGUGUGAUGGGACAAUAUGGAGGGUGCUUCAAUCUGUGCCUGAUCCUGGGACUGUGCAAUGAGACAGCGUAGAGGGAGCUUCACCCCGAGUCCAACACCCUCCUUGCAAAUGAGAUUGUUAAAUCCUUUAGCUUCAGUGUGGGUCUGACCUACAAUUUGGCAUCGGAAUUCAACAACGUUGUUCUGAAAGGUCCAGUGCCUUCAGUCCUUUGGGUCGUUUUCAUUGUGUCUGCGCUGGUGAGCGGCCGGGAGGAAAAUAAAUUCAACUCCCGGGUCCGGUUGAGGCUGAUUAAGGCAUCUUGCACCCUCUGCUGGCUUCCCUUCACUUCAUCUCCUCCAACCACAGCCCCUCUCCCCUGCUUCCACUGAACCAAUAAACACUGCUUGUUGCUCCGA
Molecule: messenger RNA, 1866 nt
Organism: Hypanus sabinus (Atlantic stingray)
Lineage: Eukaryota; Metazoa; Chordata; Chondrichthyes; Myliobatiformes; Dasyatidae
Gene: cd79a
Product: CD79a molecule, immunoglobulin-associated alpha
Exons: 5
Coding region: 693-1292 (199 amino acids)
Biological process (GO): B cell differentiation; B cell receptor signaling pathway
Cellular component (GO): external side of plasma membrane; membrane; B cell receptor complex
Molecular function (GO): transmembrane signaling receptor activity
Source: RefSeq, a predicted model, not a curated record